UCGAAACUGUGGAAGUGGCUAUUUUUUGAAUGAACAGACGACAAAAAUCAAGCGAGCGGUUUUUGGGCGCGUUUUUGUGUUUUGAGCACUUUGCUUGUCUGCAAUAUAUCACCAGCCAAACGAUGAGGUCUUCCUUCGUAAUUUAUUUCGUUCGCAUUGUAGUUUUGUCGCAUAUAAACGUGUAUGUAACAUGUGACUGCCACGGGCAGAGCGCCAGAACUGUUGAGACCUGUCCCAUUUCUGACAGCCAUCACGAAAAACACAAGUACUACAACGAGCGCUGGUCGGGUUACUUGCAGGCCAUAAACAUAAGCCUGGAGGGAUACGAUCCCUGCCAAGAUGAUGACAAUGAGGAAACGUGUUCGUGCCAUGCAUCGGUGAUCAAUGACGACCUUAGCCCGUGGUCUAAGACGGGCAUUCCCGCUGAGCUCGUCGAGCGGUCCAAGCCCAGGGGCGUCUUUUACCAAGUCGUCAACCACAAACUCUACAGAAGCAAAGAAUGCAUGUUCCCCUUCCGUUGCCUCGGCGUGGAGCACUUCAUCCUGAAGAUCGUGGACGAGCUGCCUGACGUCGAGUUCGUGCUCAACACACGCGACUGGCCGCAGGCGCAUAAGCGCGUCGAACCGUUGCCGGUUUUCUCGUUCAGCAAGACGCGCGACUACUCGGACAUAAUGUAUCCAGCAUGGACCUUUUGGGCCGGUGGUCCCGCCAUCAGCCUUUAUCCAACGGGUAUCGGCCGCUGGGACCUGCAGCGAGACAUCAUCACCAAGGCGGCGAAAGGAGCCUGGACUUGGGACAAGAAAAAGGCUUUAGGAUUUUUCCGGGGGUCGCGAACAAGCUCGGAGCGUGAUCCUUUGAUCCUACUGUCCCGGAGCAAGCCCGACCUCGUCGACGCGCAGUACACCAAAAACCAGGCCUGGAAGUCGGACCAGGACACUUUGGGACGGCCCGCUGCCGAUGAAGUGCGUUUUGAAGAUCACUGCAAGUAUAAGUACCUCUUCAAUUUCCGUGGUGUCGCUGCUAGUUUCCGGCUCAAACAUCUCUUCCUGUGCAAGUCGCUUGUACUUCACGUUGGGGACGAGUGGCUGGAAUUCUUCUACCCACAGCUAAAGCCCUGGGUCCACUAUGUCCCUGUCACUGUGGAUCUCCAUGAGGUCGAAGAGCUGCUAGAAUUUGCGAAAGAAAACGACGAAGUCGUGCGUGAAAUUGCUGAGCGAGGCUAUGAUUUUAUUUGGAAACACCUUAGAAUGGAAGAUGUGCAAUGCUACUGGCGAAGCCUGCUCAAGAAAUACGCAAGUCUGUUGCGGUACAAGGUUGUAAGAGACAAGUCUCUUAUAAGAAUCACUGAAAAGAACUGAAGUGUGCCAUAUAGGUUAAACUAUAAAAUUUGAAGGCUGACAGGCCUUAUGGCUGUCAGGGUGUGUAGUUCUGCACUGAAAGAGGUUCUUGCCAAACCCUUACCACAACUGGCCACUGCUGCUUUAACGGAGGUGGCUCCUUUCAAGGUCGUGGCACAUUAUAAAGAAUACUGGAGAUAUCAACCUGUGGGAGCUCUCCCAAGAAUCAAUUGCCGAGGUCUGAGCACGGUCAUCGCAUGCCUUUCAGCAAGAGCAAUCAUAAAACGCUUAUAAACACUGCACCUCUCAUCAUCUUGCCCUUGCAAAAAUAGCCUGGCUGGCUCCGAAACAUUGAGUUUUAAUAAACAUGGUUAGUGUUAGAUCUGCCUGGAUCCAAGCUGAUCUUUACCAGACAUUUAAGUUUGGACUACUGCUCUUGUAUGGGGAUAUGAUGCCGAAAACGUGUCAUUCCUGUACAGCGUUGGUACCUAUACAUCUAUACACAUGUACUAUUGCACUCAGUGGGAGUUGCAACACAGUGCUCGUUGUCCAAUGGGCCUUGAGAUUUCAUGGAGGCACCACCACACAAAAAAUUGGUGAUGUAAACAGGCUACAAUGACUGGUAUCUAGUUCACAAACUUUUUGUAUGUUGGUGCCCCCGUGCAGUCUUGGAGCCCUUUGUACCAGGGGCACCGUGUCGCAACUCAUAGUGAGCAUGAUAAUACAUGGUGUCUACAAUUGCUAAGAAGAUUUGACAAGUCUGAAGAAUGCUAUGCCUCGCACCAUGGACCCCAGUGAUGCUGUGAAAGCUCUGGUGUUUGUACAGUUGGCUAAUUGAUAGAAUUCUUCAUUAUAAAAACUGUCAGGAUCCUUUCACCAGCCAUAAAAGAGGAACUAUAGGUGCAUAUCUUCAGUUACUCUAUCUGUGACCUUCGGAUUCCAUACUUACCUUGGUCCAUUAUGCACACAAGUGAUGGUCAUCACAUACUGGUUUCACUGUAUCAUCAAGCACCAACUUGUGAGACUCUUCUCAAGCAAGGAACAUGAAUACAGUGGCAGGUGUCAAUCUUCUUUGGGCACUCUUUUGAGCACCCCUGUACAGACACUAAAAGGAAUAUCCCACACAAGUUCCUUCUCCUGUUGCUUUUCACCUUCACCAGCGACACACAGUUGUGAACAGUACAGGAACUUCUGUUAGCUGUGUCAAACUGUGUUUCUGUUAGCUGUGUCUCAAACUGUUUGGUGCGCCAUUUGUUUUUCUGCAAUCUCUUGUUUCUCAUGCUCAUUCUCAUCGUGGAUAUAGUGACAGCCUGAAAAACGCUGUAAUAUCCAGGCUAUCAUAAAAUACUUUUGACCAGCAAAGCCACUCUGGUGGCCAGUUGAAAUGUCGUAACUACACUCAUUUUUGUACCUGCAAAGUUAGUUUGUGCCACAAUUUGUGCCUGCGAAACAAGAUAAGCGAAAAUGAUGUUCACAUAUUAUGCAAGAACUGUUUUCAAUUGCUGUGUGCAUUUGGUAACUUUUUCAGCACUAAUAUCUGUAUACUCCUUAUUCGUGAGUUAAUCUAGAAGCAUUUCAUCAUAGCGUCACUAGUUGGGAUCUGCUACAUUACUUGCUUAAGGUUCUAGAAUUUGUUGUUUCUUGCCUAUGCCUUACUUUGCCUUGUACACUUUGGCAAGUUCAGGAUAAACUGUGUUAGAGAAAUGCCACAGUUAAAUGUAACACCCUUCCGACUCCUUUUUUAUAUGUUUUUGGCCGUUAUCCCAUUUUGUCUCGAGGGCAUUUCCAUUACUACUGGCCGCCUGAGCUAUAUGUAAACAGAUGUGGCAUGAAUACUUAUUCAGUUCACUGCCGCUUAACCUUUAAUGUUGAAAUGUUCUAAAAAGCAUGUUUGAGCCAUGGAGUGUUAAUGUAUUGUGGGGAAGUAGUGCUUGAGAAAUAGUACUGUUUUCUCAUAAACAUUUCCAAUGUGUGUCGUUAAUGCAUGUUGUAAAAAACAGAAAAGAGCUGGUGGCCUGCUGUAUUGAGUUAUGGGUGCCAUCAAAUUAGAACUUAAGACUGUGAAAAGGCCCUGCUAUAGCCAUGAAUAUUCAGAGGUGGUGACAUUUCACUGGUGAGUGUAAGGGUAGGGUGGGUUACAUGGGCUAACAUAUGGUGAAAAAAAAUACUUUGCCUAUCCCACCGUGAUGCUGAUAUUGGCCACUCUUAAUUGGAAGCAUUGUCAUAAAGAUGUGCAUGUAAAUAUUUCAGAAAGUGGCAUGCGUGUUAAUGGAACACAGAGGAAAAGAAAUUCUACAGGUUGCACUGAUGACGUUGAUAAAUAUUGUUCACAAUGAGAAUAUUGGUUGAUCGAUUGAUUGUUCGAUUGAUUUAAUGUGGUCACCAUGGCCGGAAAUCAAAAUUGUGUCCUUGAGUUAAACAGCAGAUUGCUAUAGUGACUGAGGUGGGUACACAGAGCAGAGGUUCAGUCUGCCAUAAAACAGCUCAAAUAUAAUAAUACCAGCUCUGAAUUCUUGAGGCAGCUGCCUGAGACAUCACAGAUUAUGGCAACAACUUCUGUGUGUUCUCUUUUUCUUCUACACCACGAAGGACUUCAAUUUUUCGAAAGAUCUUGAAUUCUGUGACAUUGCAUGGGGGGGAUGGCAUCAGUGGUGCUAUGGAUUGGGCACCAGAGAAAAAAAAAAAAAAAAAGGGAGUUCUGCCUUCAAUUGUGACUUUCUCCUGUAUGAAAUAAUCAUUUGCUCCCAAACAAACAACUGGGAGCAUUUGAAAUGACUAUUCCACUAACCUGACUUUAUACAGUACUAUUUGUAUUUAAUGUCUCUUUAGCCUGCUGUAUAGCUAUGUCAUAUUAAAAUUAGGGCUGUCUGGUUUUGUGAAUCAGGGUAUACUAACCAUGUUGUAGACUUGUGAGCUGGAAAAGUUGGUACAUGUUACCAGUGUGGGUCAGGAACAAAGUUUUGUUAUGGCUUGUCGUAUUAAGCAUAUAGUUUUAAUGCUGAUGUGAAUAUUACUCAGCUUAACAUUGACAUUAAGUUUCACUGCUUCAUUACCUGUAUUGCUUUGUAAGCUCAACUUCUGCUAUUAGGUAUGUGAUGCCACUUUUUCAUGGGUACCCUGUUAUUUGUUGACUUUGCUUUGUCUUAUGCUCAGGAUGAUGUGAAUAGUGAAUUUAUCCACUAGUAGUGAGCAAAACAGCUUUGUUAUGCAUGGAAUUUCUUCAGAUGCCACAUGCUUAUGUUUUGUCAUCUUCUAAAAUUGUGAUGUAUAAAUUCUGUUUCUACAAGACAUCUGUUUACAAUGUCUACUUGAUCACAGGUGUCUUGUACUUUCUUUUUUUGGGCAACUAGUGCUGAAAAUUUUUUGUGCUGACAGCAAUAUUGUAAACACAGCCUUGUGAGCAGAAGCAGCUUUUAGAAGUGCACAAAUUCAAUAUUGUGGCACCAUCUGCGAUUGCUUAUCCAUGUGAAAGAGUGUCCCAGUUCCACCUUUGUGUGGGCCCAGAAAAAGUUGUGCUGAUAUUCUUGUAUUAUGCUUCUGCUUUAGAAUGAGGCCACUAAUGUGUAGGUCCUGGUCUGCCAAGUUCCAACAAGCAAUGAAACAGGUGUGAAUCUGCUGUCAUAUUGAAUUUUGUACCAUUUUAUAGAAGACAAAGUGGCUAGUGCUGUCAAAUUUUUAAUGAAAGAUGACAUCAUCAAGUGCUGUUCUGUACCGGCCGUGGUGGCUUAGAGGCUAUGGCAUUGCGCUGGUAAGCACGAGAUCGCAGGAUCAAAUCCCGACCGCAGUGUCCGCAUUUUGAUGGGUCGAAAUGCAAAAACGCCCGUGUACCAUGCAGUAGGUGCACGUUAAAGAACCCCAGGUGGUCAAAAUUAAGUUGAAGUCCUCCAUUACAGCGUGCCUCGUAAUCAGAUUGUGGUUUUGGCACGUAAAACCCCCUAAUUUGAGUACUGUUCCUUUGACAGUUGAUUUCUGGAAUAAUAUAAGAGGCUCACUGGAGCAACUAUGAGCUGAACAGUUUCUAAACCAGUUGCUAUAGCCAUGUAACCAGUUUAUUAAUGCAUUUUGUUAGUUUUACUUCCUCAUGUUUCAUUAACUAUGCACUCACUGUAUUUGCAUGACAUAAUGAGAGGGGAAGUACUUUUUACUACUUAGUAGUUAAACAAUUCUACACAAACAUGCACACACACGCAGCGAUGGUCAUGAUAUACCAAUGACCCCAUGUAGCAUAUGUGUAGUAGGCCUAGAGUUGGCGUUUUAAUGUAACGCCAUGUACUUCACCUAGGGACCACAUGCACAUGUGCUGGUCAUGAGCGUUUGUGCGGUGAGGCUGUGCAUCAUUGUAGUAGAUCGGAACACUGGACCUAAAGUAUCUACAUCACCUUUCCUACAGCACUUGAAUCUCUGCACAAUCCCUCUUCUUCACUGACGUGUGCUAAGGGCUUUAUCAUUAAGUUUUAUUAUGGAUUAGGGGUCCUACCAUGCCACUUCUGCCACUGCGAGGGUAGCUUUCCAGCAAGGCUUAGUCGGCUGGUGGCUAUUGCGCAUAUUGAUGCACGAAAAAUUAAGAUGAGAAAGAAAUCUCGUGUGAUAUUCGGAGCGAUGCUCUGAAUAUUAAAUUAGUAGUUUUAUCAAAGUGGUAAGCCUUGAGAGAGAGAAUGAACUUUAUUGAAAACUGGUCCGGCAGUUUACCGUUGGGUUGAGACACGGGGGAAAUGGGGAUUAACCCCUGUCCCUUCCCACCCUCCGUCGAUGGCAGUGGUGGUGCCUCAGGUGACGGCUCGAAGUCCUUGGACCUGGGCGGCAUCUUAGGCUCCAAAGCUCCCUUGAAAAAAAAAAAUUUUUUUUUUGCAACUUCUCUUGUUUUUCUAGUGCAUUCACACCCAUAUGUGUGUGUCUAUUGCCUAUGAAAUAUGUAAAUUAAAUGAA
Messenger RNA from Dermacentor silvarum, 6263 nucleotides. Its product is annotated as O-glucosyltransferase rumi homolog. The transcript is spliced from 2 exons. Gene Ontology annotation, cellular component: endomembrane system. The record is from RefSeq and is a predicted model, not a curated record. The coding region runs from base 30 to 1358 and encodes 442 amino acids. Gene Ontology annotation, molecular function: UDP-xylosyltransferase activity; UDP-glucosyltransferase activity. Gene Ontology annotation, biological process: positive regulation of Notch signaling pathway; protein O-linked glycosylation. NCBI's taxonomy places the organism in Eukaryota, Metazoa, Arthropoda, Arachnida, Ixodida, Ixodidae.